AUGGUCGAGUCAUCAGACUACCUCAUCCUCGGCGCAGGCGUCUUCGGCGCCUCUACCGCGCUCCACCUCAUCCGCGCCUCGCCCCGCGCGCGCAUCACCCUCGUCGACCGCAACGCCGCCGCCGCGCCCAUCCGCGUCGCCGCUUCCUGGGACUGGAACAAGGUCGUGCGCGCCGAUUACGCCGACAUCGAGUACAUGCGGCUCGCGCUCGAGGCGAAGCAGCUCUGGGCGGCCGACCCGCUGUGGGCGCCGUUCUACCACGAGAGCGGCGCGAGCUGGGUCUCGCCGUCGGACUUUUCGCAGGUCGUAAGGGAGAAUUACAAGGCCCUGGGCGUGGAGUCGGGCUUGGAGGCGCUGAGUGUGGAGCAGGCGAGGAAGGAGUUUGGAGGCGUGUUUGAGGGCGGGGAUUUCACGGGCGUGAGGGAGGUGUUUGUGAAUCGGAAGAGCGGGUGGGGGGAGGCGAAGGAGGCGCUUGAGGCGACGAUUGCGGAGGCGGUGAGGUUGGGGGUGAGGUAUGUGACGGCGGAGGUUGCGAGGUUGGAGUUUGAUGGCGAGGGGGCGACGACGGGGGUUGUUACCGCGGAGGGGGAUAGGAUCACGGCGGGCAAGGUGGUGUUGAGCACCGGGGCGUAUACGGCGCAGUUGCUGGCUGAUAGCGGGAGGGCGGAGGUACUGGCUGGGGAGAGGUUUGUGGCUGCGGCUGUGACGGAGGGGUUUGCGCCUGUGGAGGAUGAGAAUCUUUACGGGGGCCCGGUUGGGAUUUCGAUGGUGCCGCCUGAUCGGGGGGCGAGCAACGGAAGCGUUCCUCACUCGGGCGACAAGACGCUCAAGUUCUGGGGGCAGAUUAUCUUCAGAAACACGCAGCCGCACGAGAACGGGUCGCAGAUAUCGCGGCCGCCAUCUGGGCCUGACUACGCUCAGCUCGAUGUUCCCAAGUCUCUGAAAGAGGAUGUCGAUUUUGCUGGGAAGAGCAUCUACGGCAAGCUGAGCGACGAUUGGAAGGUGGAGAAUUACCGCAUUUGCUGGGAGGCGGUCUCGCCCAGCGAGGACUUCAUCAUCUCGCCGCACUCCGGGAGCAAGAACCUGUACGUGGCCACGAUCGGCUCGUUCCACGGGUGGAAGUUCCUGCCUGUGCUCGGCAAGUACGUGGUGCAGAUGCUCCAGGGGACUCUGGAGGAUAAGUUGGCCAAGAAGUGGGCGUGGGAUAAGACGCUCGUUCCGCCAACUCACAGCGCGUGGCCGAGGAAGGAGCUUGGUGAGCUGAACUAA
Molecule: messenger RNA, 1269 nt
Organism: Colletotrichum chrysophilum
Lineage: Eukaryota; Fungi; Ascomycota; Sordariomycetes; Glomerellales; Glomerellaceae
Exons: 3
Coding region: 1-1269 (422 amino acids)
Molecular function (GO): saccharopine oxidase activity; sarcosine oxidase activity; flavin adenine dinucleotide binding
Source: RefSeq, a predicted model, not a curated record